AGUCCCUGUAGUCUCCUGCGGCCGCGGCCUCUCAGCCAUGGGCGCCGUCUGGUCCGCCCUGCUGGUUGGAGGGGGUCUGGCCGGAGCACUUUUCGUUUGGCUGCUGCGGGGCGGCCCUGGCGACACCGGGAAGGACGGGGAUGCGGAGCAGGAGAAAGACGCCCCUCUUGGGGGAGCUGCGAUUCCGGGAGGCCAUCAGAGUGGCAGCAGCGGACUGAGCCCUGGACCUUCCGGGCAGGAGCUGGUCACCAAACCAGAGCAUCUUCAAGAAAGCAAUGGACAUUUGAUUUCUAAGACCAAAGACCUUGGUAAACUGCAAGCAGCAUCAUGGAGAUUGCAGAAUCCUUCCAGGGAAGUCUGUGACAAUUCAAGAGAACAUGUUCCUUCUGGACAGUUUCCAGACACAGAAGCUCCAGCUACCUCUGAGACCAGUAACUCUAGGAGUUACUCUGAAGUUUCAAGAAAUGAAAGCCUUGAAUCUCCUAUGGGAGAAUGGGGAUUCCAAAAAGGACAAGAGAUAUCUGCUAAAGCAGCUACAUGUUUUGCAGAGAAGUUGCCUUCUAGCAACCUGCUCAAGAACAGAGCUAAAGAAGAAAUGAGCCUCUCUGAUUUGAACAGUCAGGACCGGGUUGACCACGAGGAGUGGGAAAUGGUGCCUAGGCACUCAUCUUGGGGGGAUGUUGGUGUGGGUGGCAGUCUUAAGGCUCCAGUGUUAAACCUAAACCAGGGAAUGGACAAUGGAAGAAGCACUUUGGUGGAAGCAAGAGGUCAGCAAGUGCAUGGGAAAAUGGAAAGGGUAGCAGUGAUGCCUGCAGGGUCUCAGCAAGUUAGUGUCAGGUUCCAGGUCCAUUAUGUCACAAGCACUGAUGUGCAAUUCAUUGCAGUAACUGGAGACCAUGAGUGUCUUGGGAGAUGGAACACUUACAUCCCACUCCACUAUAACAAGGAUGGGUUCUGGUCUCAUUCCAUUUUCCUGCCUGCAGAUACAGUGGUGGAGUGGAAGUUUGUGUUGGUAGAGAAUGGGGGAGUUACCCGCUGGGAAGAAUGCAGCAAUAGAUUCCUAGAAACUGGCCAUGAGGAUAAAGUGGUUCACGCAUGGUGGGGGAUUCACUGAUUCAGUUUGCAAAGUAAUGGAGAAGCUGUAGAACAAUGUGGAAGAGGCUGAGGUUGUGGAACACACUGAAUAAAAUAAAGGCAGUGUGACUCCAAAUUCAGCCAUCUGAAUUGUUUAAAUUUGCUAGUGGAUUUUGUCUAAUGUGCAGAAAUAUAUAUGUCUAAUGUGCAGAAAUAUAUAUGUGUGUAUGUGUGUAUAUAUAUGCACACACACACAGAUAAUGCUUCCAGUGAAUGUGAACUUCUUUUCCCUGUGGCACUGAUUGACAGACUUGUGCUGAUCCAUUAUUACUUUAGGGCUUGAUUCUCUUGGGGAGUGACUUGGCUAAGCUUCAGGUGUAAACUGUGGUCACGGAGCAAAAACAUUAACCAGCUGCCCAGGGUUCAAGCUUGAGCCUUUAGGUGAUCUUUAAACUAUGGUAGUAAAAUAAGCCUCACUCAAACAUAGCUGACUUCCUAUUGGUACAGCUUGAAAAGCACUUUUUACUACAUACACAUUUUAUGCUUAAAAAGUUAACAUGAUACGAAACUGUGAUUAGAAAAUAUCUGGUCUGGAUGUGAUUAGUAAGGAUACAAGAUAAUGUUCUAAGACUGCCUAAUGCUUUUUGUUUGAUUUUCAUCUGCCAGGCGUUGUUAUGUGCUAUGAGGGUAGCAAGUACGUCUUUGUCUUAAUGAUCUAAGGCUGGUGUAGAAACAAAGGGCCUAAUGAGAACCAAUCAUCAUGGAAGUCAGUUGCGGGGGCAGCCCAUAAGGAAAGGGAAAGUGAGUGGGGUUGGGCAUAGGCUGAGUGAGGUGGCCUGAAUGACACCUCUUAGAGGACUGUGAAGUACAGGCACAGCCCGACUGCAGGGAGGGAUGCACCCAUCAUUUACCCAUGGGAGCAUCUGUAGGACCAUCUCUCUCCCACUUCUUCUCCCCUCCCCCACCGCAUCUGGCCAGAUGGACUGUCCUACAGCAAUCGUUUCCAUCUGUCACCCUCUUCCCUCUCCUUUCAUACCAGUCACUAUCUUGGGUAACAAAUUUAUACAGGACAGUGGUACAGAAAUACAUCUUUGCUCUGAGAAUACAGCAAAUAUUAACUUAAAUUAUUAUAACUGAACAAAUAAUAAAACCUGAAUUUUAAUAUCUUCA
Homo sapiens (human) is the source of this 2244-nucleotide messenger RNA. RefSeq names its product starch binding domain 1 (gene STBD1). Lineage: Eukaryota; Metazoa; Chordata; Mammalia; Primates; Hominidae. Gene Ontology annotation, cellular component: T-tubule; endoplasmic reticulum membrane; phagophore assembly site membrane. Gene Ontology annotation, molecular function: carbohydrate binding; starch binding; glycogen binding. The transcript is spliced from 2 exons. The record is from RefSeq and is marked validated. Gene Ontology annotation, biological process: lysosomal transport; substrate localization to autophagosome; glycophagy. Bases 38 to 1114 code for a protein of 358 amino acids.